AUGCCAUUAACAGCUGACGUGGCUGAGAAGUUAGGGUUUGUGAACCAUAUAGUUGAAGGAGGAGAGGAAACCUUGAAGAAAGCCAGAGAAAUCGCAGAGGCUAUAAUCAAGAAUGAACAAGGAAUGGUUCUGCGGAUUAAAUCCGUCAUCAAUGAUGGACUAAAGUGGAAAAGGAGCAAAAGAGCCUCAAACCAUGAUCCAUGCAAGUUUCCAAGUCAAGAGCAUCAUUUUAUCUCCAAGUGUCAAUUCUCGCUACGGAGCAGAACGAAGCUUCGGAAGUUUGGCCGCGAACGGAGGAGUUCCCGACGUCCAAAAGUCACGAUCUUGAUAUGGAAAGAUAGAUACUUGAGUCAUGCAUCACGUCGAAGUGGAAUGAAGCCAUUUGGAUCAACCAUCGGGCUGGAAACUUAUUUUCUACCGAGACAUUUCCGGUUAGCGACCAAACAAGUGCCCAUGGAAGAUUUGGAGUGUCUAAUGGCCCGAGAAACCGCAAAGGCCUUGACUUGGCUCGCUAAGAAGAGGCCUAGCUAA
Molecule: messenger RNA, 531 nt
Organism: Microthlaspi erraticum
Lineage: Eukaryota; Viridiplantae; Streptophyta; Magnoliopsida; Brassicales; Brassicaceae
Source: the annotation of a GenBank genome assembly